GACGAGUCAAUCAUUCACGAGCGACCCUUAAGCCCACUUCCAAAAACCAGUAGAUCUGGAGUGUCGCACUUUAGUGCAAUUUCCUCACAGGUCUUCACAUUGACCCGCAUUUUUUUCCUUUUAGUGAUAUAUUGUAGAAACAUUACGGUACCAUGAUGAAAAAUGCCGAUCACCCGACACAACUGUUUCUGGAGAACUACAUCGGCGGAAAGUUUAUUCCGUGUUCCCGACACAUCGACUCGGUCGACCCAUCCACCGGCGAGGUCUACUGCAAAGUGCCGGACAGCGGUAAAGAUGAGGUGGAUGCUGCGGUGCAGGCCGCUAAAGCGGCGUUCCCUGAUUGGUCAGCUCGUAGUCCGGCGGAGAGAGGUCAGGUGAUGAAUAAACUUGCUGACCUGAUCGAAUCUCACCUUGAGGAGUUUGCCCAAGCUGAGUCCCGAGACCAAGGUAAAACCAUAACAUUUGCCCGGACAGUAGACAUCCCACGGUCAGCCUAUAACCUGAGGUUCUUCGCGUCCUCUGUCCUCCACCACACCACCGACUGCAGCCUGAUGGACCACAUGGGCUGUGUCAACUACACGGUCCGCAGCCCUGUCGGCGUCGCUGGUCUGAUCAGUCCCUGGAACCUGCCUCUCUACCUGCUCACCUGGAAGAUUGCCCCAGCUGUUGCUACAGGCAACACAGUGGUUGCUAAGCCCAGCGAGAUGACCUCGGUGACGGCCUGGAUGAUGUGCAAACUGCUGGAGGAGGCCGGUUUUCCUCCCGGGGUGAUAAAUGUGGUAUUUGGUACCGGGCCGCGAGCUGGUGACGCCCUGGUAGGCCACCCCGACGUCCCGCUGAUCAGCUUCACCGGCUCCACGGCCACGGCCCAGAGGAUCACAGAGCGCAGCGCCCCGUUCUGUAAGAAGUUGAGCUUGGAGCUCGGGGGGAAGAACCCUGCCCUGAUCUUCUCAGACGCUGAUCUGGACCAGGCUGUCCUCACCACAGUACGAUCAUCCUUCUACAAUCAGGGGGAGAUCUGUCUGUGUACCAGUAGGAUCUACGUAGAGAGGAGCAUCUACCCAGAGUUCCUGAAGAGGUUCGUGGCGGCGGCGCGUGAAUGGAAGACAGGCGCUCCCUCGGACCCGGAGAACCACAAUGGAGCUCUGGUCAGCAGGGAACACCUGGAGAAGGUGCGAAGCUUCGUGGCCCUGGCAAGGUCAGAGGGCGCCGCGGUACUCUGCGGGGAGGGCGAGGAUCCGCUGGUGCUUCCAGGUCGCCACGCGGCUGGUUACUUCAUGCGGCCCACGGUGAUCACCGGCGUGGCACAGGCAUCCCGCGUCAUGCAGGAGGAGAUCUUCGGCCCGGUCGUCUGCGUCGGCCCCUUUGACACCGAGGACGAGGCUGUCGCUCUGGGCAACGGGGUGCGCUACGGUUUGGCGGCGACGGUGUGGACGCGCGACGUGGGCCGGGUCCACCGGGUUGCCAGGAGAUUGGAGGCGGGGCUUGUCUGGACCAACAGUUGGCUGGUCAGAGACCUGAACCUCCCCUUUGGUGGGGUGAAAAGUUCGGGGGUGGGGAGGGAGGGGGCGAGGGAUAGCUAUCACUUCUUUACGGAGGUUAAGACCAUUACUGUUAAACUCUGAGAGGGGUCAGAGGGAGUGGGGGGAGGAAGUGGCGCUCUGGGAGGGAGGCAUCAUUUCACUGAGCCCCCAGAGGGUUACUUUGUCCCUGCAUCACCAUACAGCUGGGUCAUUGCCAAGGAGUCUGAAUGUUUGAAUCUUUGCCCGAUAUAUUCAUGUAUAGGAUUCAUGUAGCCCUUCAUCUUAUAUGAUUAAAAUGUAUUGUAAUGUAUUAUAACA
This is a messenger RNA of Esox lucius (northern pike), 1841 nucleotides long. It is a transcript of the gene aldh8a1, whose product is annotated as aldehyde dehydrogenase 8 family, member A1. Gene Ontology annotation, biological process: retinoic acid metabolic process. NCBI's taxonomy places the organism in Eukaryota, Metazoa, Chordata, Actinopteri, Esociformes, Esocidae. The transcript has 7 exons. Gene Ontology annotation, molecular function: retinal dehydrogenase (NAD+) activity. Bases 153 to 1625 code for a protein of 490 amino acids. The record is from RefSeq and is a predicted model, not a curated record.